Silurus meridionalis is the source of this 921-nucleotide messenger RNA. RefSeq names its product dual specificity protein phosphatase 13-like. Gene Ontology annotation, molecular function: MAP kinase phosphatase activity; protein tyrosine/serine/threonine phosphatase activity. Gene Ontology annotation, biological process: protein dephosphorylation; negative regulation of MAPK cascade. The record is from RefSeq and is a predicted model, not a curated record. Gene Ontology annotation, cellular component: cytoplasm. The coding region runs from base 251 to 820 and encodes 189 amino acids. NCBI's taxonomy places the organism in Eukaryota, Metazoa, Chordata, Actinopteri, Siluriformes, Siluridae. The transcript is spliced from 3 exons.
GUGUGUUCUAUGGACAAAAAUCCUGUAAGGGUUUAAAACCAAAUCUGGAAACGCUAUGAUUUUAUUUGAUAUAAAUGAUGGGUUUAAAAUCACCAAACUAACACCAACAUAUCCUAUUUAAUCAGUUUAAUUUUAGAACUCUGAAGAUCUGCACCUGCCGCUGUCACUGCACACACACACACACACACACACACACACACACACACACACACACACACACACACACCGACCUGAGUGUGUGAGUGUGUGUAUGAUGGAUACACAGUGUGUAACUCCUUCAUUGAAAGAGCUGGAGAGGAUUCUGUAUGGAGGGAAACGGAGUGGGAAUCAUGUAGACGAGGUCUGGCCCAACCUGCUCCUUGGAGACAUGUCGAUAGCUAAUGAUCGCUACAGCCUGUGGAAACUGGGGAUCUCACAUGUUCUAAAUGCUGCUCAUGGGAAAGCACACUGCUGCGGCAGCCACCAGUUCUAUGGCUCGUGUGUGGAAUACUAUGGCGUUCCUGCGGAUGAUUCACCCUCCUUCAAUCUCGCUGCGUACUUCCAAUCGUGUGCAGACUACAUCCAUCAAGUGCUGAACACUCCUGGAGCACGCCUGCUGGUCCACUGUGCAGUAGGUGUGAGUCGCUCUGCUUCAUUGGUUAUCGCCUAUCUGAUGAUUCAGCACCGACUCCCCCUGCUGGAGGCGAUCAACACGAUCAAACAGCGACGGUGGAUUUUCCCUAACCGUGGAUUUCUCCAGCAGCUUCGAGCGCUCGAUAUGAAACUGCACAACACAUAUAUGAGGAGGACAGAGGAGGUUCCUCUUUCGGUUCCUCUGUAAAAUAGAAAGAUGACAGAGUGAACAAUUAUUGUUGUAUGAACUUAGAGAGAUUGAAGAGAGAGUGCUGUGGGAGCGAGCGUUUAUAGCUGCUAGAACAUGAG